CUCCAAUUCUGGUGAAAACCUGUAGUCACUGCAACUGGACACGACGUCUAGCACUAUGGCGGAAGUGUCUUCUCCGAUAGUUAAGUACAGACCUGAGUGCUGAAAACUUCCUCAAAAAGAUGAAGUCCUCGACACUCAACGGUUCUUGUUGUUUGUUGAUUGUUCUGUAUCUGGUCAAAACGUCCUAUGUGCAUGCAUUAAGCACUCAGAGAUCUACAGUCGCUAAAGUUCGUGAACCUGUUUAGAAUCAUGCAAACUUUGUCGUCUCUGCAAUCUUGUCUUUUCAAGGUCUGAGAACCCUCUAAAAAGUAUAACCGUUCCCCACUUUCCUCUUCCUACGUUCAAUGAUCAGUGGGGAAUCAGGCCCCAUCUCCCACCCUAAACUCCCAAGCCUGUCUCAGAGCAGGCCACAUUUGUGUUUUGCCUUUUAUCCAACGUAGUUACUUAUUUUGCCUCCUUGUUAGAGUGAAUUCUCUGAAUUAUUAGGACCGCCCAGCAUUUGAUAGAUCAUUCCAUUCUCGAGUUCUCAAGACGUUUCCGUUCCCCUGACGAAGUCGAUGUCUCCGUUUAACCAAAAAACCAGUAGUAUAAACUAGGACCCACUUAAUUGAUGCCAUGCCUGAUUUUAGGAAACUUACUUUUACCUCCUCCUCAAUUAAGGAAUUGCAUGCUCUCGCGCCUGAACUGAAGCAUGCAAUUUGCUGUAAUGCAUGUGGAGAAUCAAGAUUGCUAAGCUUAUGUAGCCAAUUACUAAAAUUACCCGGGACAAGCGAGCCAGGCGUGCUGUAACAAUGGUCUACUGUAUAAGAUCUUACUUCCUUGUCUGCCAGCAAUGUGCAGCUGCAUCUCUUUUUUCAACUUUCUAACAAGUCCAUUUGACCAAGGUUUGUCUUUUGUUGCAGUAAGGGACUUCAUGUGCAUGUACUAGACUGCAGCUGUACUCCAUGGUCCGCUAUUCAAUGCACGUGCAUGCCACCAAGCUAUUCGCUUCGACGUGCCUUCUAAUUACGGUGAACAUGGAGGUAACACUGCCAUCAGGUCCAAACUCAAGGUGGGAUAACCACAGGAGAGUGAAAGUUGGCUAAACUGCUAAGGCUCCACAAGUUUGAGGGUUGUCACGAAGGAAAUAUGGGCACGCCUGAGACUGAGAUAAGAUUUCGAGAAACAUAAAAUAUAUUAGACGAGAAACCUUACUGAAUCAGUCUUGCCAUAUGCGGACUUGCAGAUGGAAAAGGUCAAUGGCAUAUGGAAUCUGCUAUCUCGCGUAUCCUUCAGGCGUUUCUCAUAAGAUUAUAUAUCAUCUUCCUGAACGCUGUAGUUACUAUUUAUCUGCUUGGCAAGCAUUUACCUGUUUACUUAUGACAAGCCAAAUCUUUGUCACCUUCCUUGACCAUACAAGAAGUCCUCUACGGCUGUUUGGCAGGUGUCUCAUUAUGACCCCAGUGUUCUAUAGAUUGAAGCUACGCAGAACUGACAAACCCCCGCAGCCUAAAAUUUCAAUUGAAAUCUCGCCCAACAACUACGAGCAUGACAACUACGAACCGUUGGGUCUUGUGCGACACCUUCGAUUGUACUAGAAGUUUGAAGGCUGUCUCAUUGGACAGAACAUAAGAACCGAUUCAUGAGUAUGUGAGUGUGCAGCAUGUGCAGCCGAAAGCCAUGCUCUAACGGCUCCCCAUGAUCGUUCACAACAGCUCGUGUGGCGAACCAAGAGAACCGUCUGAGGCUCUGAGGCUCUCGAGAUCAUGGGUACAGCAGACUGGCGGGCUCCUUCUUGCACUGAUGUACGUUCGAAGCCUCAGUGGCAGUCAUCAUUGCAGUCCUUUGUCUCUUUGUUCGCGAAGGAUCUUCGGACGCUAUUGAGUUCUAGACCCAUAAUCAGCCACGGCCGAUGCACGGAAAGCUGAGGAACCUCUCGAGUUGCUUCAGAAAUCGGGGACCGGGUCCUCGGUAGAUUUAUGGACCCCUACGACACAUUUGUAGACAGCAUGAAGAUGUGUCUGAUAGGCUUUUGAAGUACAGAGUUGCGAAUCGUCUUCCUUUUUUAGGAGAUCAGAUGUCACUGGUAUGAUGGACAAGUCGGCAGUGAAAUUCUUCGACCAAAAGUACAUGUCUUUUGUGCGUCAAUCCAUCAUGCCCUCAGAUUUCGUUCCAUCUGGACGCCGGGCAUUCCCUUACUUGAUUGAUGCCUCUGGAUGUAGAUUUUAUCCCAUCCAAAUCGAUUCUCAGCUGCCAUGGCCUACAAAACUGGAACUUUUAACAGACUUUAGGCGAUCACGAUGAACUCGAGGACGCAUCGUGAGACAUGCAUACCACUUAAUAAUGUGAGUAGAUCUAUCCGGCUAUCAUGUUCCUCCAAAUGCCAGGCGACAUACUUUAGCACCAGGACCAGAUGCGUCCUGUUAUCUACAUGGAGCACAGGAGUCUGAAACAAACUAUUUCACAAUGCUAAUGGGUGUGAAUCAGUCCUGUGUCUGAGAUUGUGUCACCGACAAUUCGAAACCCAUUACAGUCUAGAAUUCACAACCCCGUUUCUUGCUGGAUGACAGAAAUUGGAUCAAUGGAGGUUCUCUAAAUUUUACAAUAUCGACAGCCUUUGAUUAGGAAGGCCACUGAUGAGUGUUAAGGCUUUACAGGUGCACAAGCUGGGUACAGCUUGUGCUGUUGAGGCACAAAUGAAGGCCUUCGUAUCAUGGGAAGUGCUAGUAGUCCAACCAUUAGUCGCAGGCUUGAAAUAAUUUAUGUGUGUCUAUCACGAUGUCAUUGACCUCUUGCUUGACUAAGUUGACCCCUACUUAGGUCCAUCACCCAUUCCUCUUCUACCUAUACCAGAAGCAAGCAUGAGUUGUUCUUGAAAAGAUUUCAAAAGACUGGAAGAUCACCUGCGGUCGAUCUGGAGCUUCAGAACGUGAGACACAAAACGACACAACUAGAAAUCUACUCCUGUUCCAGUAGCAUGAUAUGCCUGAAAAGAAAGCCGUCAAACUUUUCUUGACUUCUCAGAAGCUUUCUGGCAGUGUGUUGCCAGGAGUGACCCUCUGUACACCUAAUGUCGGCCCCACCCCAGCAAAAAUUAACUUGAUUCACUUGUUAAAGCAUUGAAGUAACUAGGUGUUACUUAUGAUUUACUUAUUUACUACAUCCACGUUGCUGGUUGCUAGAAGGAGCUACAUGUUGAUCAUGACGUCUCGCUGCACGUAAAUCCAGCAAUUUCUUGCUCUUUCACUCUGCUUAGUGCGAAUGACAGGGUGAUUAUCAGUACUAGUCUGAAUUCGUAUUUUCUUUUAAAAAAUAGACGCUUAGGUGUUGAUUAAUGGUCAACUUUCAUUCAUGACUCAAACAUAGCUGUUUAGAAAGCCUGAGUGUCUCCGGUGUCUGAGUCUCAGGUACAAUUUUCGAGAAAUGUAGACUGGAUGAUGAUGAUGAUGAGAGACCUUGGAAAGUGAAGGAAACCUCCGGACCCCACCGGUUCUCUCUCCUGGCUAGCGACCCUUAUGACGAAAACCUGUCCAGUAUUUUCAAGGAUGUACAAGGUCGAAUUGUACCCAAGUUCGGCUUUUGAAAUCGUGAUUCUCUACGGGAUCUCGAAGUGAUCGAAACGACAGUGAACUCGUGCAGAGAA
This is a messenger RNA of Marchantia polymorpha subsp. ruderalis, 3622 nucleotides long. Lineage: Eukaryota; Viridiplantae; Streptophyta; Marchantiopsida; Marchantiales; Marchantiaceae. The record is from the annotation of a GenBank genome assembly.